AUGGGAGGCAUUUGCUCACUAAAUUUAUCAUGUGAUCAAGCGUUGAAUCAAGUCUGCGGCUGCUUUUUUGGUGGUGAAAAUUACAUUCACAUGAUGAAGGCUAAUCUGGAGGCUUUGGAGAAAACUAUGCAAGAACUUAAAGAAAGGCGAGAUGAUCUGUUGAGAAGAGUUUCCAUAGAAGAAGACAAAGGUUUGGAGCGGCUUUCUCAAGUGGAAGGAUGGUUUUCAAGGGUAAAAGGUAUUGAGUCUCAGGUGAAAGAUCUACUGAAGGAUAAAUCAAUGGAGACUAGAAGAUUGUGUAUGCUUGGAUAUUGUUCAAAGAAGUGCACAUCAAGCUACAAGUAUGGAAAGAAGGUUUGCAAGAAGUUGAAAGAGGUUAAAGAGCUUCUAUCUAAAGGAGUUUUUGAAGUGGUCGCAGAAAUAGCUCCUGUACCAAAGGUGGGGAUGCAGCAUAUCCAAACCACAGUUGGUUUGGAUUUCAUGGUGGAAAAGGCAUGGAAUAGCAUCAUGAACGGUGAACGAAAAACUUUAGGUCUUUAUGGCAUGGGGGGAGUUGGCAAAACAACACUCUUAGCUCGUAUCAACAACAAAUUCGUUGAAGCGGUGAAUGGAUUUGAUAUUGUGAUAUGGGUUGUUGUCUCCAAAGAUUUACAAAUUGGAAGCAUUCAGAAUCAGAUUCUGGGAAGGUUACAUCCGGACAAGGAAUGGGAAGGAGAAAGAGAAGAGAAGAAAGCCUCUUCCAUAUACAACAUCCUUAAGAAAAAAAAAUUUGUUCUGUUAUUAGAUGAUCUAUGGAGUGAGGUAGACCUGAACAAGAUUGGAGUUCCACCUCCUCGAGACAAUGGAUCCAAGAUAGUUUUCACCACUCGUUCAAGGGAAGUUUGCAAAGACAUGAAAGCCGACGAUGAGAUGAAAGUUGAGUGUUUGUCAGCCGAAGAUGCGUGGGAAUUGUUUCAAAAUACAGUUGGAGAAGCCCCAUUAAGGGGCCAUCAGGAUAUUCCUGCACUUGCUAGAAGAGUUGCUGAGAAAUGUUGUGGCUUGCCACUUGCACUCAAUGUGAUUGGCAAAGCCAUGGCAUCUAAAGAUGAUGUACACGAAUGGCGUCAUGCCAUUGAUCUUCUCAAUACGUGUAGCCACGAGUUUCCAGGUAUGGAAGAGAAGAUUCUUUCCAUUUUGAAGUUUAGUUAUGAUGGUUUAGGGGAAGAAAAUGUCAAAUCUUGCUUCCUAUAUUGUUCUUUGUUCCCGGAAGAUUUUGAAAUAGACAAAGAGGAGCUGAUAGAAUAUUGGAUAGGGGAAGGAUUUAUAAAUGGAAACAGAGAUGAAGACGGAAGUAAUAACCAAGGUCAUGCUAUAAUUGGUUCAUUAGUUCGUGCUCAUUUAUUGGUGGAAGUAGAAAUGAAGAUGGUUCAUAUGGUUGGAAUCAAAGAGAAGGUGAAAAUGCAUGAUGUUAUACGUGAGAUGGCUCUUUGGAUAGGGUCUAACUUUGGAAAAGAAGAAGAAAGAUUGUGUGCCAAAUCCGGUACACAGUUACGGUGUAUACCAAACGACAUCAACUGGAAAGUUGUGAGAAGAAUCUCUUUGAUGAGUAAUCAAAUUAAAGAGAUAUCUUGUUGUCCUUCUGAAUGCUCCAACCUUUCGACCGUUUUACUUCGUAACAACAAGCUGAAGGCGAUUUCAGGUGAAUUCUUUCAGUUUAUGAGAGCCCUUGUCGUCUUAGAUCUUUCGGGGAACUUUGAUCUUCGUAGAUUGCCGAAUGAAAUUUCAAGCUUGAGUUCCUUGCAAUACCUAAAUUUAUCAUCUACAAGGAUAAGAUCAUUACCAGUUGGUUUGAAGGGGUUGGGGAAGCUAAUAAGCUUGGACCUAGAGGGUACUUCUUCCCUUAAAAACACUUAUGGGAUAGUAAGUGGCUUACUAAAUCUUCAAGUGUUGAAAUUAUAUGGUUCAGCGUUUUAUAUUGAUGCAGCAUUAGUGGAAGAGCUAGAGCUGUUAGAGCACUUGAAGAUUUUAACAGCAACCGUAAAAGAUGCUUUGGUUUUGGAAAGUAUCCAAGGAGUGGAUCAAUUGGCAAGCAGUAUUCGAUAUUUAUGUCUACGAGAUGUAUCAGCAGAGGUUGUGAUAUUAAACACGGUAGCUCUGGGUGGUCUUCAACGCCUUGAGAUUGAGGACUGCUAUAUCUCAGAGAUAAAGAUGGAUUGGGAAAGCAAAGAAGGAGAAGAGUUUCUAUGUUCAAGUUCUCUAGGCUUCAAGCAUCUCUCCGCUGCUAAUAUACACAAUUUGGAAGGUCCAAAGGACUUGAGCUGGCUGUUGUUCGCUCAAAAUCUCAGGUAUCUUAAGGUGUUUGGUUCAUCAAGCAUAGAAGAAAUUAUCAACAAUGAGAAAGGAAUGAGUAUUAGCGAUCUCCAUCCUCAUAUUUCUGUUCCCUUUGGGAAGCUAGAAUCCCUUGAACUAUAUUAUUUGGAUCAAUUAGAGAGAAUUUCCUCGAAUCCUCUGGUUCUUCCAAACCUGAAAUCUUUUUAUGUCAGUAACUGCCCAAAGCUGCCCAAAGCUGCCACUGAAUUGCCGAGACGUGAACAAGAAUAA
Microthlaspi erraticum is the source of this 2580-nucleotide messenger RNA. The record is from the annotation of a GenBank genome assembly. NCBI's taxonomy places the organism in Eukaryota, Viridiplantae, Streptophyta, Magnoliopsida, Brassicales, Brassicaceae.